Molecule: messenger RNA, 225 nt
Organism: Botrytis porri
Lineage: Eukaryota; Fungi; Ascomycota; Leotiomycetes; Helotiales; Sclerotiniaceae
Exons: 1
Coding region: 1-225 (74 amino acids)
Source: RefSeq, a predicted model, not a curated record
AUGCACAAUCAUCAAGGCAACGCAAGCUUUAUCAGCAAUAGAGCGAUGGGCACGGGACGCAAUGAAUCUCACGAAGCGCAGGCACUACAAAGUCAAGCGUUACGCUCUCCAGAAAACGAAGUAUCGGCGACGAUUGCCCAGCACAUGACUCACACUAUAAUCAUCAAAAAUCUAGUUUCAGAACAGCAGAUGAGGAUCGCUAACCUAAACUCCCUAUACUUCUAG